Messenger RNA from Penicillium atrosanguineum, 720 nucleotides. Its product is annotated as phosphoribulokinase/uridine kinase family protein. Bases 1 to 720 code for a protein of 239 amino acids. The record is from RefSeq and is a predicted model, not a curated record. The transcript has a single exon. NCBI's taxonomy places the organism in Eukaryota, Fungi, Ascomycota, Eurotiomycetes, Eurotiales, Aspergillaceae. Gene Ontology annotation, cellular component: cytoplasm.
AUGAAUUCAGAGUACCAGAAGCUGGCGGAUAUUGUCUGGCAAAAGGCCAGCAGCCACCCCAAGCUGCGCUAUCUCGUUGCCAUUGCAGGAGUCCCUGGUUCCGGAAAAACUACUACUGCUGAGGCCGUGGUCCGGCAACUCAAUGCAGCUCACAAGGUGCAUGCGAGCCUUCUCUCAAUGGAUGGAUUCCAUCUACCACGAGCGGAUCUGGAUAAACUCCCUAACUCUACGGAGGCAUACGUCCGACGCGGCGCACCAUGGACAUUCGACGUAGCACGAUUCGUGGGGUUCGUCGGCCGACUUCGAAUCUGGGCGGACAAGACACCAUUAGCAGCUCCAUACUCGGGAAUAUGGACUGAAAAUGAAGUCAUCCGAGCACCGACUUUUGACCACAAAGCCAAAGACCCCGUCGAUAAUGGCAUGGUCAUAACACCGGAUAUUUCAAUCAUCAUUGUGGAGGGUAAUUACCUACUUCUGGACGAGCCCGGCUGGAGAGAUCUGGCCGAGCUGGUCGACUUCAAGGUCUUUGUGGAUACCGAUCUACAGGAAGCGCGUGAGCGAACUGCCAAGCGUCAUGUACAUGCAGGGAUAGAAAAGAGCUUGGAAGAUGGAUAUAGACGGGUGGAUAGCAAUGACUAUCUCAAUGGGGUCUCGAUUCGUGGAAAGCUUCUCGCUCCGGAUAUGGUGAUCAAAAACGUGACGGCAAACUGCACAGAUUGA